AGCCUGGGCGCUGAGAAAGUUUAUGGGGAAAGUUUAGCAGAGUGAGGAACCGGGCGGUGGCUGGGGAAGGCCAGAUCCUGAUUACCCUGCUGCUCCGCAGGAGGCUUGACGCUGACAGAGGCAAAAAUCUGCUAACUCAGGGGGCAGACUCAACCAGGGCUGCAAACAGGCCUGGGGAAUGACCCCCAAUCUCGAAUCUGCACCUUCUGUGGCUGCACAGCUGUCUCUGCCUCUUUGCCUGGCCCUCGCCCUGUCGCCCUUCCCUGUGCCACAUGGGCCCUCUGUCUCCUACCAGGACCAUGCGCCUCUGGGGGCCUCGGAGCCUGGGGGUGGCUUUGGGAGUCUUCAUGACCAUCGGAUUUGCCCUCCAGCUCUGGGGUGGGCCCUUCCAAAGAAGGUUACCUGGGCUGCAGCUCCGACAGCCCUGGGCCCCAUCCCCAGGACCGGCUGCUCCAACCUGUCCUCCCCGGCAGCGACUAGUAUUCCUGAAGACGCAUAAAUCUGGGAGCAGCUCUGUGCUAAGCCUGCUUCACCGCUACGGGGACCAACGUGGGCUGCGCUUCGCCCUCCCUGCCCGCUACCAGUUUGGCUACCCAAGGCUUUUCCAGGCCUCUUGGGUCAAAGGCUACCACCCUCAGGGUGGAGGCACCCAGCCCCCCUUCCAUAUCCUCUGUCAUCACAUGAGGUUCAACCUGAAAGAGGUACUUCAGGUCAUGCCUUCUGACAGCUUCUUCUUUUCCAUUGUCCGAGACCCAGCGGCUCUGGCCCGCUCUGCCUUCUCCUACUAUAAAUCCACCUCAUCAGCCUUCCGCAAGGCACCUUCCUUGGCUGCCUUCCUAGCUAAUCCUCGAGCCUUCUACCGACCUGGGGCCCGUGGAGACCAUUAUGCGCGCAACUUGCUAUGGUUUGACUUUGGCCUCCCAUUCCCCCCAGAGAUGAGGACCAAGAGAGGAUAUCCUCAUCUCCCCAGAGACCCCAACCCCCCAGAGCUGCACGUCCUGCCUUCGGGCACUGGCUCUCGAGCCCACACCCUGGAUCCCAAUGCUCUCUUCCAUCCUGCUCCCACCACUGCUGAUGGUCACAGCCAGACGUCCAGCCCCGCUGCUUUAGAUUUGGGGUCUUCAUCCUUCAUCCAGUGGAGUCUGGCCUGGUUGGACUCUGUCUUUGACUUGGUCUUGGUGGCCGAGUACUUUGACGAGUCAUUGGUUCUGCUGGCAGAUGCCCUGUGCUGGGGUCUAGAUGAUGUGGUGGGCUUCAUGCACAAUGCCCAGGCUGGAAGUGAACAGGGCGGACAUGCUGUCAGCAAUGGUGGACUGACCACUGAGGACAGGCAACUAACUGCACGGGCUCGAGUCUGGAACAAUCUGGACUGGGCUCUUUAUGUUCACUUCAACCGCAGUCUGUGGACACGAAUAAAACAAUACGGCCAGGGUCGGCUGGAGAGUGCAGUGGCAGAGCUCAGGGCUCGCCGAGAGGCCCUGGCGAAACAUUGUCUGCUGGGGGGUGAGGCUUUAGACCCCAAAUACAUCACUGACCGACGGUUCCGCCCUUUCCAGUUUGGGUCAGGUAAGGUUUUGGGCUAUGCACUUCGGAGUGGACUGAGCCUCCAAGACCAGGAGGAGUGUGAGCGCCUGGCUACCCCAGAGCUACAGUACAAGGACAAGCUAGAUGCCAAGCAGUUCCCUCCGAAAGCCUCUCUGCCGUUCAAGACUUCAAAGCUACUCACCCCCUAGGCGUUAGACCACGGAGUCUUAGGUUAAAGAGCAGCUAAGCUACAGGACACGUGUGACCAGUGUGGGACAGCCGAUGACAUUUCUGCUUCCCUGAGAAAGCAAGUCUGCUCCCUGCAGGACGAUGGGAACCUGGCAUGGACGUGGGCCCAGAGUCCUCCAGGCCGUGCCAAGGACUCCAGCUGUUCAGCUCCCAGAGGCACUCCUCCACCCCCCUCUGCCCCUUCCCCUGUCCAGCCCCCUGGCAGGUCCACGCAGCACUCACAGGCUCCCUGGAGGAGCAGACCAUGCGUUCAGCCAGAGGACGUUUGGGACACGGUGGGCUGGAAUCAUCCGUCCAUGUAUGUCUCUGUGAAAUGUUUGUUACUGAGCUACGCCCAUUUCACUAUGAAAUGUUUGUUGAAUGAAUAAAUACUUUGAAACUUG
Myotis brandtii (Brandt's bat) is the source of this 2156-nucleotide messenger RNA. RefSeq names its product galactose-3-O-sulfotransferase 4 (gene GAL3ST4). The transcript is spliced from 4 exons. Gene Ontology annotation, biological process: glycolipid biosynthetic process. The record is from RefSeq and is a predicted model, not a curated record. Gene Ontology annotation, cellular component: membrane. Bases 273 to 1733 code for a protein of 486 amino acids. Lineage: Eukaryota; Metazoa; Chordata; Mammalia; Chiroptera; Vespertilionidae. Gene Ontology annotation, molecular function: galactosylceramide sulfotransferase activity.